Rattus rattus (black rat) is the source of this 1376-nucleotide messenger RNA. RefSeq names its product membrane spanning 4-domains A13 (gene Ms4a13). NCBI's taxonomy places the organism in Eukaryota, Metazoa, Chordata, Mammalia, Rodentia, Muridae. Gene Ontology annotation, cellular component: plasma membrane. The transcript has 7 exons. Bases 855 to 1376 code for a protein of 173 amino acids. Gene Ontology annotation, biological process: cell surface receptor signaling pathway. The record is from RefSeq and is a predicted model, not a curated record.
AGCAUGCUAUAUGUUGAAGGAGCCUCUACAGCCCAGUGUCUUUAAGCUCUCAGGAAGUCCUCAGUGCUCGGCAGGUAGCCUGUGCUCACCAGAGAAGACUAGUUUUCCUCAGUCUCCCCAUUUGCCCUCCGGGAUCAGAGUCUUCCUUAUCUUCUCACAGCUAACUAUGCUUCUAUACACUUCUCUUCACAACGUUGAACUACUGCCCCACAUCAAAUACAAAGCCAAUACAGUGCACACCAUGCAAAGUAAAACGUUCCCAACGAGUGGGUCAAAGCAGUCAUUUUGGUUGUUUCCUAAACAGUCUUUUCGUUAAUUUCUUUAGCCAUUUAUAUUUGGAGGAGAGUGGAGGAGGAGUGAACUCUUAACUCAGAUACUUGCCUUUUUACAGCUUGAAACCUUCUGAAACGUGUGGUAAACGAUCAGGUAUCUGCAACCAUUCUAUCUUGGGAGAAACAUCCCGGAAGAGGCAGCGUUUGAGCCAUGUCCAAGGAAGCCAUUACUAGAAAUUCAAGAUUGAGGUGUUGGACCAGGGCGUGGCCCGCAGGCCCCAGUGAGUCUGCGCGCUGGUUCUCAUCCCCCUACUCAGAGGGAGGGCUGUUGCCCUUGACAACCCGGAAGGCUUGAGGAGCUUGACAACCACCUGGGAGCUAGACUGGGUGCUGCUGCCUCUGAUGGCAAUGCAGCCAGGUCUAGCGCUGAGAGCACCAUCCACCGUGAUCCUUCUCUUCAGCCUAGGCCUGGACCUGAUAGGGUGAACCUGGAUCCUUGGGACUGGUGAAAUGCGAGAAGUUUGGUAAUAAAGAUAUCACCAAAGAUUAGAAACAAAAUCAACCAGAGGAAAUUCUGAAAGUAUGGGAUGUAAAAAUUCAAAAAUAUCUUCAGCAAAUACCGCUGUUUUAGGGGUUAUCCAGAUUAUGAUUGGUAUCUAUCAUGUACUCAUGUGGUAUUUCCUAUUGCUGUUAUAUGUGGGACAAAUUAAAGGAGUAUUUGGAACUUACGAACCUUUAACUUACAAAAUGGGAACUUCUUUAUGGGGACUUACUUUUGUCCUUUCAGGAGCCUUCACAAUAAAAGCAGCAAAAUAUCGAAGUAGAUUUAUGCUUCUCUGUACUAUGUCCCUGAACAUACUCUGCAUAAUUGUUACGAUCAUUGCAGCCAGCCUAACAAUAGUGGAAUUGUCUCAUUUCCGUUCUGUGUCAUAUAGAAAUUAUGGACAAGCAAAGCUGGGAAGGGAAGUGUCCCGCAUUUUGUUGUGCUCUUACCCCCUGGAAUUUGUGGUCGCCCUCACAUAUUCCAUCUCUGGUUAUGCAUAUUUGGUAAAAACACAAGAUGAAAAUUCAGAAAGUGUUACUGAAGUAGUGGAGGACAACUGA